UGUUUCAAUGGGUGCAAUGAAGUACACUGGCAAUUGGUGCGUCUAUUUAUUUGGCAGACGACAACAGCAAAUUGUGGUUUUAUCAACGUUUAUUGCAUCCAUAAAUCAGCGACGCACCACGCGCACACACACCAGAUACCUAAUCAGGCAGCGUUUCUCCAAGCGGAAAAUGCAAACCAGGCCCUUUGACACAUACACCAAAAUGAAACCAGACCAAAUGCAUUUCGAUUAAAUUCCGUUUUAAUUAAGGUCUUCGAUUGUGCACCAUUCAUGUGACGCACCAUCAGCACCACAGGUGGUUGCAUACAUCGUAUUCAUUCAUGAAAUUAGACCAAAUCCAUGUUGGCCAAUUCGCAGAAGUCAAUCAUAUGAAGGCCGAUGAAUCAUCGUUCAUCCAUCGCACAAUUUAAUCUCCGUUUGUGGUUUUCAGUUCAUUUGUACUGUUUUCAAUCAGAGAGAGAGAGAGAGAGAGAGAGAAAGAGAGCGUGCAUCAAAUCGCGCGUGCAUUGAUUAGUUGGCCCUAGGUGGUAUAUUGAAUAUUCAAGCCAUUACCUUUAAAUUGAACCGACUAUUAAGAGUUAUUAAUUUUGAAUUGAAGAGACAAAGGCAAACAUUGAAUCCGGAGCUAAUCGAAAUACUAUUACAAUGUGAAGCGAGUUGAAAUAAUUCGAUUCAUUGGUAUACGCCGUAGGGUAGGCAAUAUGCAACACGGAUCGCUUUUGCUUUCACGCUCUCUUUGCUCGUAGAUGACACCUGAAGCUGGUGUGAAGAACUGUGCUAUCUCAUGGGAGUUUAAAUUGCAUUGCCAGCAAAAAAACGAGGUAUGCUACGAUAAUCACACCAGUCAUGUCUCAAGUUGUCGCAAUUGAGCUUAUCAUAAGCAAUUUGCUGCAUGAAAGCAUAAUUUUAUUGUCACAUCGUCGACAGUGAUGAUAGCGUAAGAAUUGACGCACGCAAUUCCAUCCGAUUUCUCAUUGGAGUGGAUCUGCUAUAUAAAGCUCGAUGGCUGUUGAGUUGGGAAUUAAAGUUGAUUUCUAUUUGCAAGUAAAUCAAACCAACAAGUGAAAAUGUCCAAAGCAGUGUUUGCCGUGGCUUUUGCCUUCGCCGUUACAGUGCUGCUCGUGAGCAAAGAUGCAAUGUCAGCACCGCAAUUCAGUUAUUCAGGAGGCAAUGGAACAUCUUUCAGCAGCGGUGGUGUCAAUAAUCAAACCUCAAACAUUCCUGGAUCUGGCUAUGGCGGCGAAUACUACAACAAUCAUUCAAAUGAAACGGCACCCACUUCACCGUCCAUGAGCGGUUCACAAGUGAGCGGAGCACAAAAUUCAACAUCAAACCUAACAAACAAUUGCGACUGCAACAAUGUACAGAACGUACAAGAAAUGGCACCAACCGAUGCGGGCGCUACAAACAGUCCAUCAGAAGGUGCUGGCAAUCCAUCCGAUGCAGCCAGUGCUGCAUCGAGCGCUGCAAGUGGCUCAAGCUCACGAAAAUAAAACAUGCUGCACCAUUUUUUUUUGUCAAUAUUUACUUCAAACGGCUCUUGACUACACGGAAAAUGACAUAUGUAAUCUUUAAAACUUUUCUUGCUCGAAUAAAGUUCCACUUCUUCAAAAACUUAAAAAAGUUCUCCAAAUGAAAUAAACUUUGAC
Messenger RNA from Sitodiplosis mosellana (orange wheat blossom midge), 1649 nucleotides. RefSeq lists its product as uncharacterized. Bases 1068 to 1493 code for a protein of 141 amino acids. The transcript is spliced from 3 exons. The record is from RefSeq and is a predicted model, not a curated record. Lineage: Eukaryota; Metazoa; Arthropoda; Insecta; Diptera; Cecidomyiidae.